AAUCGCGUAAUGGCGGACGCGGACCGGAGUAGCACAGCUGGGGGCGUAGCGCGUUGAGGGGGUCCAGCUGUGUGGCCGCCCUGAGAGUCGGUCGGUAGGAACAGACCCUGUUCGGAGACUGGGUGGGAGGCCGGCCCUUCCUGUGUCUGAGGGCGACUGAGCAAGUCCAGAUACCAUUUGUCAAGUUGAAAAAAUUCAUCUAUUCUUGAUUUGAGUGAGACAGAAGGAGGUGGCGUGAGUAAAUGAAUGAAUUACUAAAGAUUGAAAUCAGGCCUCUAGUAGACGGUGGUUGUUUUUCAUCAUUCAGAACAUUGCCUGAAGCAGGUCCGCUAUGCCGUUAGUAACUAGGAACAUCGAGCCAAGGCACCUGUGCCGUCAGAAGUUGCCUAGCGUUAGAAACGAGCUGGAAUGCGUGACCAACAUCGACCUGGCAAAUGUCAUCCGACAGCUGGGCAGCCUGAGUAAAAAUGCAGAGGACAUUUUUGGAGAGCUCUUUACUCUGGCAGAAACCUUUGCGUCUCGGGUAAGCUCACUUGGUGAGAGGGUCGACCGACUACAAGUUAAAGUUACUCAGCUGGAUCCUAAGGAAGAGGAAGUGUCACUACAAGGAAUCAACACCCGAAAGGCCUUCAGAAGCUCUACCAUACAAGACCAGAAGCUUUUUGACAGAAAUUCUCUCCCAAUGCCUAUCUUAGAAACCUACAGUACCUGUGAUACUCCUCCUCCUCUUAAUAACCUUACCCCUUACAGGGAUGAUGGAAAAGAGGCACUCAAAUUCUAUACCAACCCUUCAUACUUCUUUGAUCUUUGGAAGGAGAAGAUGCUGCAGGACACCAAGGAUAUCAUGAAAGAGAAGAGAAAGCAUAGGAAGGAAAAAAAAGAUAAUCCAAAUCGAGGAAAUGUAAACCCACGUAAAAUCAAGACACGUAAAGAAGAGUGGGAAAAAAUGAAGAUGGGACAAGAAUUUGUGGAGUCCAAAGAAAAGCUGGGGCUUUCUGGGUACUCUCCUGCCUUGGUGUAUCAGAACGGCAGCAUUGGCUCUGUUGAAAACAUGGAUGCAGGCAGCUAUCCACCACCACCUCAGGCAGACACUGCCUCAUCACCUUCUCCUUCGUUCUCUGAGGACAACUUGCCUCCACCACCAGCAGAGUUCAGCUAUCCAGCAGACAACCAAAGAGCAUCUGUUCUGGCAGCACCCAAAAGAUCCAGCGUGGUCAGCCCAAGCCAUCCGCCCCCAGCUCCUCCUCUGGGCUCUCCACCAGGUCCCAAACCUGGAUUUGCUUCACCACCAGCUCCGCCACCUCCACCUCCGCUGGGGAUCCCACCUCCACCACCGGCUAUGGGAUUUGGAUCUCCAGAAACACCCCCACCGCCUUCACCCCCAUCUUUUCCACCUCACCCUGAUUUUGCUGCCCCUCCACCACCUCCUCCACCACCAGCAGCUGACUACCCAACUCUCCCACCACCUCCCAUCUCUCAGUCAGCUGGAGGAGUGCCUCCCCCCCCACCUCCUCCACCCCCUCCAGGGCCCCCACCCCUCCCCUUCAGUGGCGUGGAUAGCCAGCCUGCUGCACCACCACCACCACCACUUUCUGAUGCCACUAAGCCUAAGUCCUCCUUGCCUGCCGUGAGCGAUGCCCGUAGUGACCUGCUUUCUGCCAUCCGUCAAGGCUUUCAGCUGCGCAGGGUUGAAGAGCAGCGGGAGCAAGAGAAGCGUGACGUGGUGGGCAACGACGUGGCCACCAUCCUGUCACGCCGCAUCGCAGUGGAGUACAGCGACUCUGAAGACGACUCAUCUGAGUUUGACGAGGAUGACUGGUCCGAUUAGCUCUGCUGCCACCACCUCCCUUUACUUUCUUUCCUGCCUGCUUUCUCUGCUACCUAUCCCAGUUGUCCCAUGGGGAGGAAAAGGGAGGAAAAAAGAAUUUCAAGGGGCCAAAGCCUUUCCCAAAGCAACCAAAGACAUAACCAAGUGCUUCCUCCAAAUGAACAUAUUAUUUCUUCUUCCCACUGUCAGGCCCAUGGGAUUCCAUAGGUGAAAUGUUCUUCUUCCUUUCUAGUGACUGUUCCUUAGUGAAAGGAAGGAAAAACCCCAAAGAAGAUCCCUUUGAUAGGGAUUCAGUUAGAAAUAGUGCCUUCCCUAGGAGCCAUUUUCCUUUGUGGCCUUUUCCCAAAACCCUUGACCUUCCUUAGUGCUAUUUCAAAUCAUGACUUUCAUCUUCUCCUUGGAGGACACAGCCAGCUGCCAGAGGGCAGCAUGUUGAGUGCCCCCAAGCCAGUCUGCUGCACCCCUCUGCCCCACCCUCUGCCCUAAUCAGCAAGGUGAAGCUGCCUCAUUCCCUUUACUCCAGGAGGCGUCAGGCUACUGAAGAAUGUCUUGCCCUCUCUGCCUAGAAGUGACGUCUUUCUAAAGACUGAGGCUGUUGUCUCCUUCCCUGGCUGCCUUUUACUGAGCGAUGUUCAGAUGUCCUGUAGAUGCCCCUCCCUCCCACCUUCCUAGGUGCCUGUAGGCCAUACAGCCAGCCCAGUUUUAACCUCUGAUAUCCAUGACCAAACUAGCUCUGGCACAUGGACCUGGGCCUUUGCCAGUUGUCAGAAGCAAAGCUUAGAGACUUGGAAGUGCAAGACAGAGAGGAUGGUGGAACUCUUGGGAUCCUGCCUGCUUAAAGAUGCUGAGGCCUAGAGAUAGGAAGUGACUUGCACAAGGUCACACAGUUGGGUAGUGAUAGAGCAAGAGCCCAGACUUGCUGAUUCCAAGUCACCUGUGUUUUCUGGGACCAAAUAAUGAGCACCUACUGGAGUCUGGGCAGAGCAGUCUUGGCUGUGUGCUACUCCAGACUUCCCAUAGGUGGAGGUCCCAGUUGGAGGACUUAGGCCUGUGCCAGCUCUGCUAGUGCUGCUCAGACCUUUAUAGCCUCUUUUGUAACCCUUUGUUGCCUUCUUCCAAUCACCAGCCAGCCAUGUGGCCUAGGAGCUGAGCUUCUAGGAGACCAGAAAUGGGAAGAAAAGGAAGGGGUCAGGCAGUUUUGACAGAUGCCGUUGUGAGUGCCACCACAGCUCCUCCUCCCUUUUAUUUUCCCAAUUUAAGCAUAGGUUCUGCCAGCUGUAGAAACUUCAGUCCCUCUGGCUGGCAGCUGCUGCAGGUACCUGCCUGGGGGGACCUGGCAGCGUGAAGAGAGCUGAAAAACAGAGCGACUCAGGGUCCUCCUCUUGUCCCCCUGUCAUUGCAUAUGGUUAUGUUAGUCUGCCCUCACCUCUCUUCCCAGAGCUAAUACACAGGUGCUAUUAUUCAGGAAAAAACUGGUCAGCUCUGGCCAACAGCAAGGUUCCCUCUCUUCUGCCCUAACUGUUAUGUAGCCUCUUACGCUAAAAUCAGCUUCUCCUGACUUCUACAGCUUUCAGAGCCUGAAACAAAGAGAAACAGGAUCUGUCUCUACCCAGCACAGCAAAUGGUUGUAAUAAUUGCCAAAGCCCUUGUAAA
Messenger RNA from Octodon degus (degu), 3481 nucleotides. It is a transcript of the gene Wasf2, whose product is annotated as WAS protein family member 2. The transcript has 10 exons. Gene Ontology annotation, biological process: positive regulation of Arp2/3 complex-mediated actin nucleation; actin cytoskeleton organization. NCBI's taxonomy places the organism in Eukaryota, Metazoa, Chordata, Mammalia, Rodentia, Octodontidae. Gene Ontology annotation, molecular function: protein kinase A regulatory subunit binding; Arp2/3 complex binding; actin binding. The record is from RefSeq and is a predicted model, not a curated record. Gene Ontology annotation, cellular component: cytoskeleton. The coding region runs from base 332 to 1828 and encodes 498 amino acids.